Messenger RNA from Fimicolochytrium jonesii, 1845 nucleotides. RefSeq lists its product as uncharacterized. Gene Ontology annotation, cellular component: nucleus. The record is from RefSeq and is a predicted model, not a curated record. Lineage: Eukaryota; Fungi; Chytridiomycota; Chytridiomycetes; Spizellomycetales; Powellomycetaceae. The transcript has 4 exons. Bases 1 to 1845 code for a protein of 614 amino acids. Gene Ontology annotation, molecular function: protein-lysine N-methyltransferase activity; protein binding. Gene Ontology annotation, biological process: peptidyl-lysine monomethylation.
AUGGCAGCCGAAGGUUCACAGCACAUUCCGAAAAAGCGGAGGUUGAGCAAUGCAGCCGAGGACGUACACUUCACCAAGAAGAAUGCUCCAGCAAACUCCGGUAUCGCCGGCAGGAGCAAAGUUGAAAGGCUCCUCGAAUGGGCGAAAAGCCAUGGCGCAAGUUUCCCAAAGCUGAAUUUCCAGGACGGACCGCAGACCGAUGAUCCUCUGUGCGCCAGCCGAGGUGUCUAUGCAUCCGACACCAUAACCACAAAAGAAGUCAUAACCUCCAUCCCAUAUUCCCUGGUCCUCUCCGAAACUGUCGCCCGCUCGUCUCCCUUCGGCGCGAAACUGCACAGCUACCUACAGCAGCAUGCGUCGGAUAUCACGCACAACGGGAAGGAUCCGUAUGCACCCGGUCUGAUCCUGGUGUCAGCGUUCCUGGUGUACGAGAUGUAUGAGAACGCCGGCUCGUUCUGGAAACCGUACCUGGAGGCGUUGCCCGAGGAGUACUCGCUCCCCCUGUCGUGGCCAGAGAGCGAGGUGGCCCAAUUGCUGAAGGGGACGAAUCUUUACCACAUUGUCGAAGAGCGCAGGAAGCUUUUACAGAAAGGGCUGGAGAUGGUCAGGGAAGCGUGUGGGGACAUGUUCAUCAGAAACUCGCUGAUAUGGCCAAACCUCCUCUGGGCAUACUCAGCGGUAUCCAGCCGCGCCUUCCCACGCAGCCGACCAGCCACUGCAGAAGACCGGGAACACGCAGCCGAGGAAGCAGCGGAGAUAUCAUCCGGCGCCAGCGAGCUCUGCCUCUACCCCGUCCUGGACAUGCUGAACCACCGCCGCGGGCACCGCAUCGAAUGGCGGAUCGAGGACGGCCAAUCCGUCUCUUUCAUUGCGUUGGAGGAUGUGGCGGCUGCUGGGGAGGUGUUCAACAAUUAUGGCGCGAAGGGAAAUGAGAAUUUGUUGGGCAACUACGGGUUCGUGCUGGAUCCUAACCCGGAAGACUAUGUCAAAGUCGCGCUCAAUAUCCGCGAUGAAUCGGAUCCGUGUGCACAGCGGAAACGGGAACUGCUUGCGGCGGUGCAGCCUAACCGAUUGGUACACCUGCUGUUUGCUGGCGAUGAUGAGACGGCUCUCCCACCGGACCUUGUCGCGGUGACGAGACUUCUGGUGAUGAAUGAGCAUGGGAUUGAGCUUGAUCUGCAUGGAGGCGCUGCUUUACGGAGUGCCGUAAACCCGCGGAAUGAGGUGGCUACCUACUCGACGCUGUGGCAGCUGCUUGGUGGCAAGUUGAGGGAAAUCUCAAAACCGUUGCAGACGGGCGGUGUCGAUGCGGAGCGGGUGCGGAUGGUCACUGUUUAUCGCCAGGGUCAAGCCCGAAUCCUCCGCCACAACAUGACCCUCGCCACCCAAGCCCUCUGCUCCUUCCUCCAACUCAAAGCCGGACCCACCUCCCCAAUCUCCUCCAUCCUCCUCACCCUGGACUCAUCCCAUCUCCCCCACUGUUUCCGAUCGCUGAUGAGCACACUAACCGCACAAGAUGAGGACGAGCUGUUUGAUGAGGAUACGUUGUUGUGCCUCGCGGUGGCGCAUGAGAUGCAAGUGGGGGAUAAGUCGGCUUGGAGGGGUGUGCCGGCAACGACGAGACAUAGCGAGGAGUUGAUUUCUGCACAGGCGGCGGAACUCUACGCCCACUUCCAAAGUAAUCUGUCAUCAGUUUUGCACGACACCGGACCGUGUGCAUGCGGUGCUGAGUUCACAAACGAGCUGUUCGCGGUCGCUGCGAACCUGUUGGAGACGCAUGGGGUUGACAUCCCGCCUGGAAUGUGCGAGGAUGUGCAGGGGUACGGCGUGCUUAUGAUAGAGUAG